AUCACCGGAAGAUUUAAAGUUUGCUGCCUCGAGUGGGAGUUUCAGUUUAAAUGCCCACCCCGUCCACUGGGGAGCAGCUUGAAUCCAAAGGGGCGGGGGGCGGGAAGCUGAGCUGAGAUUUAAAUCUUAACCGCCGCCAUGUGUGAACAUUUUUAAAAAAUAACCCUCCAGACUGGUCAGAAAGUGAAGGGGAAACAAUAUGUCGGAAAAUGUCAAGAUAUGUUCUUAAUUAUUAUGAUGAUGGUGGUGGUGAUGAUAAAGUAAAUGUUGUUGGUUGUUGUGUGCCCUGGCAGGGGGCAGGACGCGCGCUCUCGCUGUGAUGGCUGCCGGGGCCUGGCGGUGGAGGCGAGGCCAGGGCUCCCUCACAUCACCAGCUUCUAACCCUGUUUGUUUGCAAAUUAUUUUUUCUUCCUCCAGCACCGCCCAAACUUCAACGAUCUGGCGAUCAGUGGAGUUGGAGAACCCUCUCCGGCCAGAUAGUUAACCCACACCUGUAAUUUACUGUUAUCCGUAAAACAUUUUGCAGUGGAUUUGCUUCGAUAUUGGGGAAAAGUGAGGACUGCAGAUGUGCUCUUACUUUGAUAUUGGUUUGUUUGUCAUCUUUGGAUAACGCCCCCAAGACCAGAGGACUGUGUUGAAACAAGGGAGUCUUAAUAUAUUUCCCAGGAGAAUAAAUGUGGACUUUGUGAUAUUCAACGAUUUAAUUCUAAUAUUUAUUUUUCAUCGUUUUACUGAGUUGUUAUAGUUGCCUUUAUGUUGCUUACUGUGCGUCAAUUCUUGUUUAAUCAGUCUAAUGCAAUAUUCCAUCUUCGUAGAAGCUCAUGUUUUCCUCUCUGGGGUGGUAAGCGUGAUUUAAUGAUACGAUUAUGGAAUAUUUAGUGGAUUAUGUGUUAUUGUGAGUUUCCUUGUAAUCAGUGAUUUCCUUGAUUCCCUGCCAGUGGCAAAUUGAGUAAAUCCAAAUUUUAAUUUUAAAACUCUGGGCUGAUUAUAAUUGGGGACGCUACAAUUUAUCCAGGAGCGUGGUUGUAAGCAGCAUCAUUCUUAAUUGCCAACUGGUGAUCAUUGUUUGUGUCAAUGUUAAGUGAAAACAGGAAUGACCUUAGUCGUGAUACGUCUUUAACUGACAAGUCUUCGAGCUCUGUGGUCAAGGAAUGUCUAUUUUGGAACAGUUUCAAUACCAGUAAAUACAUUGUCAAGGAAUGAAUGCCUUCAGUAAAUGAAUCUAGCUUUCAAGAAUAAUAAUUUUAUCUUUUUGGACUCUAAGUACAAGAUCCACAGUGAAAAAAGUGGGUAAGGAGGCAGAACUGAAAAUGCCAAAUAUAACAGUGAAAUACUGCAGAAAUGGUGUUUUGUAAAUCUAGUGAAUUAAUCCAAAUUAAUUCCUUUUCUUUGGUUUUACAAUCAUUGGUAAAGAUGCAUCGUUCAUAAACAAUGGCUACUGUUGUAAAAUGAAGAUUGUAUAGUGUACAGUUUGUAAGCCUGUUUCAUUUUGCAGUUUAGACAUUUUUCCCCUCAUUGUUUCAACUUCGUGAUUAUGGAUGCUGCCCCCGCCACCGCCGCUGCUGCCACCACCACGUUGCUGCUAAUGACAUUUAGUUUCAAAUUUGAUUUUUUAAGUUCAUUCAUGGGAUGUACGCAUGACUGGCCAGGCCAGCAUUUAUUACCUAUCUCUGUUUACCCAGAAGUGUCAACAUAUUGCUGUGAAUCUGGAGUCACAUGUCGGCAAGACCAGGUAAGGAUGGUAGUUUCCUAAAAGGGCACUUGUGAACUAGGUGGGUUUUUGUGACAAUGGUUUCAUGGUCACCAUAGAUUCCUAAUUCCAGGGAUUUAUCAAAUUCAAAUUCCACUAUCCAUCAUGGCAGGAUGGAAACUUGGGUCCUUUUACUAGGACCUCUGGACUAAUAGUUGAGCGGUAGUACCAGUAGGCCAUCACCUUUAUGAGGCACAUCAUGCAGAUCACCAAGACUAAUCUUAUGCUUUCCCAAUCUUUCUCAAAGACGUUCCAGGAUCAUCAUCAGAAUCAGCAAUUCUUGCUGACAUAUUUCUGUAUUUUGUCAAGGACAGGGUUCUCAACCUUUUGCACUUGAUGUGUCACCAAUCAUUCUUUUAAAUAAAACCUGGUCCCACCAUAAUAAAAACAAAACCCAACAUUCUAAAGGCUGUAUUUUUACAUUUGCAUGUAUUUUAGUACUAUAUUAAAAAUAAUUGAAAUUUUUAAGGACAUUAAAGUUUCCAAUGAUAUACUGUGAAUAAGUUUUAUUGCUAAAUUAUAUUUUUUUAAAAAUCAGAUAACGAUUUAGUCAAUAGAAAAACCUGUGGUUACAUUUCAUUAGCAAACAAAUCAAUGUUUGGCUUACCACUUAGAUGACCUUAAAGUUCUGCUCGUGGUUGAGAACACAGGUUCAGGGUGCUGAGACCAAUUGUGGAACCUUGUGGAACUGCUGACCCAGUGAAAUAUGCUAAUUCAGCACAGACCAGAUAUCAAAUUACAGACAGUCCCAUCUUUAUUAUGUUAUUUAUUUAUUUAUUCUUUAACACAUGGAGACAUACUUGAUUUUAUUAUGUUGCCUUGCCCAGUAGCAAGGAGGCACAGAGCAUAAUUCAAUAUAAAUAAUUCCUCAGAGCGGUUUGGUUAUAAUACAAACAAAAUUGAAGAUUGAAUUGAAGUAUUUAUUCAAAGAGUGUUUACAACUGCUGGUAAAAAAUAAAUGUGCUAAUUUAUGCAAGCUGAGUGUUGUUUCACCAUGGAAAGUCCGUUGCAGAAUCAGCAUGGACCUUAUCUUAUUAGCUGCCAUUCCAAAAGCAAGCUGUCAGAAAAAUAAUUGGUCAUCUGUGCUUUAUGCUGGCGUCACUAUGGAUAUGGUAACAUUGUGGCUAUGCUGAGAGUAUAGAUCAUCUACUAAUGAUUUGAGUUCAAAAUCCAACAUGGCAGCAGCAUAAUUUAAAUUCAAUAAAAUAAAGCUGAAAUACAAUAAUAGUAUCAGUAAUGGUGACUAUGAAAACAUUAAACGUAAACACAUCUUAUUCACCAAUGUUCUUUUUAGGGUAAGGAAUCUGCUGCCCUUACCUGUUUCUCCCUAUAUGUGAUUCCACAUUCUCCUAUGUCUUCUGGACUCUUUGUGCUUUCUGAAAUGGCCUAGCUGCUGGGUUAUAUUCACCAGAAUGAAGGCCGACCAUCACCAUCUAGAGGAUACUUCAGAUAGACAUCCCACAUCAUGCUGCAGUUGUGCCGAGAUUAUGUCUGUGCUAUUCUUCCAUGCCAUGAAGUACAAACCACAUGAUCCUAAGAACCCUAACAAUGAUCGGUUUGUACUCUCAAAGGGCCAUGCAGCUCCAAUUUUGUAUGCAGCUUGGGCAGAAGCUGGUUACCUGAAUGUAAAUCAGUUGCUAACACUGAGGAAAAUGGGUUCCAUUCUUGAAGGGCACCCUGUUCCGAAACUAGCUUUUGUUGAUGUUGCUACUGGAUCCUUGGGGCAGGGUCUAGGAGCUGCUGCUGGCAUGGCUUAUACUGGGAAAUAUUUUGAUAAAGCCAGUUACCGUGUAUUCUGCCUGUUGGGAGAUGGAGAAUCAUCUGAAGGCUCAGUCUGGGAGGCAAUGGCGUUUGCUUCUCACUACAGACUCGACAAUUUAUUGGCUAUUAUUGAUGUUAACCGCCUGGGUCAAAGUGACCCUGCGCCACUGCAGCACAAAGUUGAAGCCUACCGCAAACGUUGUGAAGCUUUUGGCUGGACUACUGAAGUGGUAGAUGGGCACAGUGUUGAUGAACUCUGCAAAGCCUUUUGGCAGGCCACCAUGGUCGAAAACAAGCCAUGUGUUAUUAUUGCUAAGACCACUAAAGGAAAAGGCAUUGAAGGUGUUGAAGAUAAAGAAAAUUGGCAUGGCAAGGCCAUUCCAAAAGAUAAGCUGCAAGAAACUAUUCAAGCAAUCAAAUGUAGGAUCCUAGAGGGCAAGAAACUUACCCCAGGGCAGCCAGUGGAAAGUGCAUCAACUGUGAAUAUUGAAGACAUCCAACUUGGUGCGCCACCCAAAUAUAAGCAUGCUGAAAAGGUAGCCACACGAAAAGCCUUUGGAACUGCCCUGGCAAAAAUAGGUCAUAGCAAUGACCGUAUUAUUGCAUUAGAUGGGGAUACAAAGAACUCAACAUUUUCAGAAAUGUUUAAAAAGGAAUACCCCAAGCGUUAUAUUGAAUGUUUCAUAGCAGAACAGAACAUGGUAAGUGUUGGUGUUGGUUGUUGUGCACGGGACAGGACCGUUCCAUUUGUCAGCACUUUUUCUACUUUUUUCUCCCGAGCAUUUGAUCAAAUUCGCAUGGCAGCAAUUUCUGAAAGCAAUAUCAAUCUUGUUGGAUCCCACUGUGGUGUCUCAAUUGGUGAGGACGGACCUUCCCAGAUGGGUUUGGAAGAUCUUGCUUUAUUCCGAGCCAUUCCCACAGCAACAAUUUUUUAUCCAAGUGAUGCUGUGUCAACUGAACGGGCAGUAGAACUGGCUGCUAAUACCAAGGGUAUUUGCUUCAUCCGAACUACCCGACCAGAAACUACUAUAAUUUAUAAAAAUACUGAAAUGUUUGAAGUUGGAAAAGCUAAGGUUCUGAAGAAGACUGAUAAGGAUAUGGUUACCAUUGUUGCUGCUGGGGUGACAAUGCAGGAAGCGUUGACUGCAGCUGCUAAAUUAGCUGAAGAGGAUAUCUUUAUCCGAGUGGUUGAUCCAUUUACAAUUAAACCACUUGAUGAUAAAACUAUUGUAUGUUGUACUAAAGGCACCAAGAAAAAGCAUGUUAUCACUGUGGAGGAUCACUAUUACGAAGGUGGUCUUGGUGAAGCAGUGGCAGCUGCUCUUGCUUCAGAACCUACCAUUAUAGUACACCGCCUGGCAGUGUCUGGUGUACCAUUUAGUGCAACACCAGCAGAGCUACUGGAAAGGUUUGAGAUUGAUGCAAAGGCAAUAGUGAAAACUGUGAAAGACAUCAUUUCAAACUAGACAGAGUCCCCGUAUGGUGUAGCACAAUGGGCUGAAGUUCUAUUCUUUUCAGUGAUUUGUUUAUAUUAGAAAUAUACUUCAGGUUUUCCUUCAAUUUACUUAAUUGUAAGCUUUAAGAUAAUCUAUGAAAAUUAACUGUAAAAACUUUGAAAAUAGUCUUUAUAGUGAAAAUUGCCUAUUGUUUUACAGCAACUGUUUGUUUCUGCUCCGCUGGUGAGCUGAUAUGCACAAAAUAUGUCUAUUUAAUGGUGUACAGAUGGUUACAACUCCUGAUUUGUUUUUAAGUGAUACCUGUGGAAAACCCUACUUUAGUCUUUUCUUUCCCCUUACAAUUAUUUAAAAAGGCUACCUUCCCAAAGAUUAGAUGAGGUUUAAAGACACCAGAAACUAGAAGUGACUGUUAAUGUUAUUACUAGAAUAAUGCUUAAUAUGUUUGCAUGGUUUUUCUCUGUGAUCUAUUUUAGUAUUGGAAUCAAUGCAGUUAAAAUAAAUAAGCUAAUGUCUGUGCUAAAAUAAACAGAGCAAUGUCCUACAAGCAUAUUAAACUCUAUGCUCUUGACAGUGACUCGCCACUCGACUCCCAGGCUAUCUUCCUGGACUGAACCAGACUAUUCAAAACCUCAGUGUCCUAUUUAGGUCCAUGACAGCAUCCAUUCCCAUAUCUUCUCCAUUACAAAGAGUUCCCACUUCCACCUCUGUAAUUUUGCCCACUUUCAUCCUCAACUAAAGCAGUUUUGUUAAACCAUCAGCCAUUCCACAAACUACACUCUUCAGAAGUUUUGCUGCCUGGAUCCUAUUUCACAAAUUGUCUUGCUCACCUGUAACCCUGCCCUUGAUAAUCUAAUUGUUUGUGUCUAAAUCCCUUCUUGACUUUGCACCUUCUCAUGGCUUAUAGCUACUUCCCUUUGAAAGCUGUUCCUCUGAAUUUGGCCUUAUUUCUCCACCAUAAUUGAUUAUACCUUCUCUUGCAAUUGUGCUUUGGAAUUUCCUCAGUAAACGCAUUCAUGUCCCUCUCCUUCAUCAAGGUAUUUUAUAAUUGUUGCUGCUUUACAUCAUUUAAUAUAGUCAAAAUUAAUUUCUACACUGUAUUGCAUUUGAGUUUCACUCGACACAGCAAGAUUCUUAAUUCACUAAGUUGCAUCAUUCUCUCACCAAAACCUUUUUUUUUCAAAUAGCUACCGUGUGGAUGUAGCUAAUUUUCAGAAUCUUAUAACUCAGUUGUGUUCACAGAACCAAAGCACUCAUAACUUGGCUGAUGUGUGAAAGAAUAAAUAAUGGAGUUUUGUACAAGUCAGAGAUGCAUAAGUAACUCACUGCCUCCAUUUUACAGCUGGCAUAAUAUAAAAAAGGUUAUUUUAUGACUUAAAAUAUUUUAAUUAAAACAAGUGUUUUAAAAUGUUGCUUCUACAAUUUGAGACUCUACAAAUAUAUUCAACUUAAAAUUGAGGAGGUAAGAAAUGCAACAUUUGAUUGCAAGGUGCUGUGGCAUGGCAAAAUAAUAAAUUUUUUUUAACAACCGAGAAA
Molecule: messenger RNA, 6501 nt
Organism: Chiloscyllium plagiosum (whitespotted bambooshark)
Lineage: Eukaryota; Metazoa; Chordata; Chondrichthyes; Orectolobiformes; Hemiscylliidae
Source: RefSeq, a predicted model, not a curated record